Clarias gariepinus (North African catfish) is the source of this 3139-nucleotide messenger RNA. RefSeq names its product RELT like 1 (gene rell1). Gene Ontology annotation, cellular component: plasma membrane. The record is from RefSeq and is a predicted model, not a curated record. The coding region runs from base 396 to 1193 and encodes 265 amino acids. The transcript has 7 exons. Gene Ontology annotation, biological process: positive regulation of p38MAPK cascade. NCBI's taxonomy places the organism in Eukaryota, Metazoa, Chordata, Actinopteri, Siluriformes, Clariidae.
UUUCAGUCCGCGAGCUUGGAAAGAAACGCAGUGAGUCUGGAGUCUCGUGUGCUCUCAGGAGGAGUGUGUUUGCCUUUUGUCUUUUUUUAUUUUAUUAAAAAAAAAAGCCUCGGGUGUUUUUUUGUAACUUUAAAUAGCCGUAGUGCCAGUUGUGUUUACAUCUAAAUACUUACACACACACACACAUAUACGCACUCUCACGCACAGCUUCACGUUACAGAGUGGGAAGUUCCUCACAUCAGCUUGACUUACGAAGAAUGAGGAAACAGCCGGCAACAUCAAACUCCGGGUGUAGCUAGCAGGUAAGCUCCGGUCCGGAACACCUCUGCACGCGGCUCGCACUCUGCACACGGCGGUUCGGCUCCACCGAAGCUCAGGACUCAUCACUCAGACCCAUGGCGGAUACUGCAGUCGACCACAGCACGGCACAGAACAAAACAGGUGAACAUGUAACUCAUCCUGAGUACAUAGCCUUCGGCCUGGUGCCCGUGUUCUUCAUCCUAGGCUUGCUGGGCAUGUUCAUCUGCCACAUACUGAAGAAGAAGGGCUAUCGCUGCACCACAGAUGCCGAGGACCCUGAUGAGCCCGAGGCUGAGGAGGAGAACAAUCUGGAGGACAAGGAUAUGAAUGACACCUACAGUGAGGGCAACACAGACACCGUGGGCCAGAUCGUUCACUUCAUCAUGUCAAACGAAGCUAACACAGAUGCCCUGAAAGCCAUGGUUGCUCAGAACAGCAUGGACUCUGAUGGUGCUCCUGUAACACCCACCACUCCUGCUCCCGCAACCCCCGUGAGCCCUGGGACGCCUGUUAGCCCCGUGUCGCCCGGAGCUCCCCCUGCAGCAGCCAAACACACUUGUAACCACCUUCACACCAUCGGCGGAGUGGUGGGACACAACAACAUGUGUAAUCGCUGCAAUCAGAAGAAAUGGCCUCUUGUCCGCCGGGGAUCAAACAGGAAAUUGGAGCGGCGCGCCCAUGCUGGAGAGGUCACCGUACUGGCCGUCGGCAGGUUCCGUGUGACUAAAACUGACCCGAGGCCAGCCCGGGAAAGACGCAGCCUGCUGAUCACAGAGCCUAACGGCAGCGUCCCUGCUACUCCGCUAAAAACCGAGCCAGCUUCACCGAACAGCAGCACGGAUGCACAGCACAGCAGCAAGGCAGAGGCUGGUGAUAAAAAAGUGGUGGUAUAAAAGGAGCAACGCCCAUUUAAGAACAGUCAAGUUUUUUUUCUUUUUUUUUUACAUAUAUAUACAUUUUAAACCCUCCACAGCUUUGACACAGCAGAGAGGGGGCAAAGUAACCCCAAGGCCCCAAAGACAAGAUGGAGGUAAAGAAAAGACACAAAGCGAAUAGACCUUUUAAUUUGAACUGCAGUAUUAGACUCCACGCUCUUGCCGCUGGGGUUUGUUUGUGUAUCUGGGAAGGGAGGAGGCACGGGCACCAGUUUGUCAGAGUUAUUCCAUCACCAUGUCAUUCCUCCCUUUAUAAACACACUGCAUCAUUAACCGCGCACAGAGCAGUUUUGUAAAUUUUCAUGGCUGCGAGCGUAUCGAUGGUUAAUCCACAAUCAAACAUGCGCUCACAUUACAGUGUAGACUCUAGAAUGGUUAUGAGACCGAAGGUCAUGUGACUCAGUCUAUUGCUUCUAAGAAGCAGGGACUCGUAUCUCCUAUAUAUAUAUAUAUAUAUAUAUAUAUAUAUAUAUAUAUAUAUAUAUAUAUAUAUAUAUAUAUAUAGUGAACUAUACAGUUUAAGCACUACGGAGAAUGCAAAAACACCUUGAGUGCACAUUUAACAAAGCACAUGUCUGAAUGCUCCCUGUUCCACCUGUCCACCAGAUGGCUGACUGUUUGCCUUUGGUUUCCUAUUGCUUUCCCAAAUCCUUUGUGCCUUUAACCAGAUCAGCUUGAUGUGUAGUAUAAGCUAAUGUCUGCUAAAGUGUCUAUUUAUAACUCUUAAUGUGUGUGGGUGGGGGGUGGGGGGUCAUUAGGAUAUUUGUUGUUUUAUACUCAUCCUGGUAUAAAACAUGGUUUAACUUACUUACUUUCCCAAAUAUCUUCCUAGUACCAUAUGCAAGAGUAUAUAGAGAUGCGAAUACACAUAUCCUGCUAAACCCUAAAGAGGAAAAAAAAGGGACAGUUUUUCUGGAAAUUUCAGGAGCUUCUGUAUAAAAAAUAGUCACAAUUCACUAGUCAUAAAUUUGCUUACUUCUGUAGUGCUUUAGAGAAAUGUUGCACCAGAUCACCCAGACUGCAUGGUUUAGUAAUUUUAUAUACAUGUCUGGUUAACUCCUUGGGAGAAAAAAAAACACUCUGUGUCAUAAUCUAACACGAAUACAUAAUGAGUACAAAUAAUGUUAUACUAUUUGUCUAAUCUCAUACUGUUUCCUGUUCUGUACUUAACCAGCUAAUGUUUUCAAAAUAUCACAUCAAAAAAUAAAUGGCCUUGGAUAAACUACUGUACUGGUGAAAGGCUCUCGGGGAUACUGGGAAUCUAGAUUCAAUGCAGUUUAGCUAAAAUACAUUUGCCAAUACAUCUGAAUUGAAAGUGAUGAAGUGUGUGUGGGAGACAUGAAUGGUGUGUAAAUUUGAAAUGCACUUUUGUGUUUAAAUAUUGUGCAAAAUAAUAACAUAGUACUUUCUGGGGUUUUUUUUUUUGGGAAAAAGAAAAACAGUGCCAUCUUAUUACAUAUUAUAAUAAAAAUGUAUUUAUGUAACAUGAAGUUAUUAUAGUUAAUCUGAUUGUUCUACACCCAACCUGGUGGGGUCAAGUCUUAACACUUCUUCCAAAACCCCAAAAUGUUUCUAACAAAGAGGGAUGACUAUGGACUAUUUAAGCACUGUUGCAGAUGAAAUCAUAUUGGCUAGUCCUUGCUACCUCAUUCUUUUAGGAUUUCUUUUUUUUUUUUUUUUUAAGGGAAAGUAAUUCUUGAAGAAAUUCAGAGAAUCACUUAAACCAAAAUAAUUCGACUUGCAUAUUUAAGAAUGAAUAUUUUAAAAGAAAUGUGUCUAAAAUGUAAUGAAAUGUUGAAAGCCAAAUAAAUGUUUUGCAUUGGAUUAAAAAGGCUGUGUUAUAGAACAACUUUUGUUUUAAUGUUUUUGUAUCUACACUUUGUAUCCACAAUAAAUGUGUUAAA